AUGAAGUUCGACACUAGCAUUCUUCUUGCCUCUUUGGCUGCUUCCGCCGCUGCUGCUCCGGCGGCUAGGCCCAACAAUGUUGCUCUUGAGAAGCGCUUUCCUGACGGAACCGCAGCCCAGCAACUCCCCGCACACUUCAUUUCCACUGUCCGCCGGUUCACAGGCGAGAAGAUUAAGACCAAGCGUCAGCUCGAUGGUCUCCUCGGCAGCCUAGGUGGUGGCGGCCUUGGUGAUCUUCUCGGAGGACUGACUGGCGGCGGCGGUGGCAACGAGGAAAACGCUCAGGCGGAUUCUGGCAAUGCUCAGGAGGGUUCUGGUAACGCUCAGGAGGAUUCAGGCAACGCUCAGGAGGAGUCUGGCAACAACCAGAAUGCCGGUGCCGGUGCUGGUGCCGAGAACGGUGCAGCUAACAAUGGCACUGAGGCUGCUGGAGCUGAAAAUGCUGCUGCGGGUAAUGGACAGGCUCAGAUUGAGGGUGAGGAUGAGCAGGCCCAGGGAAAUGCCGGUAAUGAAAACGCCGCUGAGGAGGAUGAUAUUGAGAUCAAUGGGUUCGCAGGAAAUGAUGCCCAAGCUGCUGGACAGCAAAAUGCUGGUGGUGCUGCUGCUGCACAGCAGGGACAGGCUGGUACUGCUAACGCGGCUUCUGCCCAGAAAGGAGCAGGAAACGCGAAUGCUGGUGCUGCUCAGCAAGGCCAGGCACAGGCUGGUAAUGCUAAUGCAGCCUAUGGUCAGCAAAACCAGGCAGCUAGUGCUGGAAAUGCCGAUGCUGCCUCUGCUGAGCAAGCCCAAGGUCAAGCCGGUGGUGCCAACAACGCUGCUGCCCAGCAAGGACAGGCAGCUAACGCUGGUAACGCCAAUGCUGGUAAUGCUAAUGCUGGAAACGCCAACGCUGGAAACGCCAACGCUGGAAACGCCAACGCUGGUAAUGCUAACGCGGCUUCUGCUGAGCAAGCCCAAGGCCAAGCUGGUGGUGCCAACAACGCUGCUGCCCAGCCAUGUGCUGGUGGCGUUGCUGGUGCUG
Molecule: messenger RNA, 1021 nt
Organism: Bipolaris zeicola 26-R-13
Lineage: Eukaryota; Fungi; Ascomycota; Dothideomycetes; Pleosporales; Pleosporaceae
Exons: 3
Source: RefSeq, a predicted model, not a curated record